CCGGAAACUCAUGACCGUCGGUUUGAGGAGUCCGUCCGGGUAGGGGCUUUUCUGGUUCAGGUUGUCUGAAGACAUCUCAGCAUGGAGGCCCCUCCUGUGACUGUGAUGCCAGUUAUCGGUGGAGCCAUCAACAUGAUGGAGUACAUUCUACAGGGAAGUGUGCUGGACCAGAGCUUGGAAAGCCUUCUCCAUCGCCUGCGUGGACUUUGUGACAACAUGGAGCCAGAGACGUUUGUCGAUCACGAGCUGGUCUUCCUGUUGAAAGCCCAGCAGGGAAGCCCGUUUAUCCUCAGGGCGCGGCGCUCCGUGGACAAGCCUAACGUGCCGUGGCUCCUCCGCUACCUCGGGCAGCCGGAGAUCGGUGACAAGAACAGGUCGGCCCUGGUGCGCAACUGCGUGGACAUCGCCACGUCGGAUAACCUGACAGAGUUCCUCACGGAGAUGGGCUUCCGGAUGGACCACGAGUUCGUGGUGAAGGGCCACAUCUUCCGCAAAGGGAUCAUGAAGAUCCUGGUGUCCAAGGUCUUUCGCAUCCUGCUGCCCAACAACCUGGAGAACAUCGAGCCCCUGUCGCUGUCCUACCUGGUGGAGCUGAAUGUGGUGGCUCCUCCCGGCCAGGACGCCGUUUCAGACGACAUGAAGAACUUUUCGGAGCAGCUCAAGCCUUUGGUUCAUCUGGAAAAGAUUGACCCAAAAAGAUUGCAUCAAGUGUAGUGAAACAUCCACGGUGUGUGGGUAAGAUUGUCCGUGGGACUGAGAACUGUGCCUGCUUCGUUCGCUGAACUGUACCGGGGGGUGGGGGGGGUGAUUGAUAAGUUCGUGGCCUAAGGUAGAAGGAGUCAAUUUUAGAAAACCUAGCACAUUUAUUUUUCAACAUAGUCCCCUCCUACAUGUACACACAUAGUCCAGUGGUCGUGGAGCAUACGGGUCCCUUCUUUGUAGAAGUGGUCCACAGCAGGGGUGAUUGAUAAGUUUGUGGCCUAAGGUAGAAGGAGAUGAGUUAUUAACUUCAAACCUUCUGCAUUAUCACUCAGAGUGCAUGUAAUGAGAGCAUCUUGGACCUCCAGGUGGUCCAUAGCAGGGGCGAUUGAUAAGCUCGUGGCCUAAGGUAGACGGAGAUGAGUUAUACAGCUCUCGUUACGUGCAGGUGCAGGUCAACUCUUUGAGUGAUUAUGCAGAAAGUUUGAAGUUAAUAAACUUAUCAGUCACCCUCGUAAACAGUUUUGUAAUAAACUCAGGAUUUCUUUUGCUGCUGCUUUUUCUUUUUAUUUAUUUAAGAACUUUGAACAAUAAUCAGGUUCAAAUUUCUUUGUCAGAUCUACAUUUUUACCCAGAGGAUGGGAAAUCGGUGCAGUUUAUUGCCGGAACUGGAGGCGGAGGCCAAGUCAAAGUUUACCACUCUGACUAAAAGAAUUCGUCCUCAUUUCUGUUCUAAAACGACAUCCCUUUAUUCUGAGAUUGCGUCCUGUGGUUUUAGACUCUCCCAGCACAGGAAACAUCCUCUCCACGUCCACUCUAUCAAGGCCUUUCACCAUUCGAUAGGUUUCAGUGAGUCACCCGUCAUUCUUCUGAAUUCUAGUGAAUACAGGCCCAGAGCCAUCAAACACUCUUCAUGUGACAAGCCGUUCAAUCCUGGAAUCGUUUUUGUGAACCUCCUUUGAACCCUGUCCAGUUUCAGCACAUCCUUUCUAAGUGCCCAAAUCUGCUCACAAUUCUCCACAUGAGGCCGCACCAGUGCUUUAUAAAGUUUCAACAUUACAUCCUUGCUUUUAUAUUCUAGUCCCUUUGAAAUGACUGACAGGGGACGAUGAGCUUGUCCAAAUCUAGACUUUUCAAUCUGUACAAAAAAGAAAUUGCAUUUGCCUUCCCCACCACAGACACAACUUGCAAAUUAUCCUUUAGGAAAUCCUGCACAAGCCCCUUGCACCCCAGUUUUUUGUAUUUUCUCUCCAUUUAGAAAAUAAUCAACUCUUUCAUUUCUUCUAUCAAAGUGCAUGACUAUACAUUUCCCAACACUGUAUUCCAUCUGCCUUUUCUUUGCCCAUUCUCCUAAUGUCUGUCCUUCUGUAACCUCCCUACUUCCUCAAAACUGCCUGUCUCUCCACCUAUCUUCAUGUCGUUGCAAACUUUGCAACAAAGCCAUCAAUUCCAUCACCCAAAUUAUUGACAUGAAAUGUAAAAAGAAUUGGUCUCAACCCAGACCCCUGUGGACUAGUACCUUUCCUGUACUCGUAGCUUGUUAAGCAGCCUCGUGUGGUCUGAAAAUCUAAGUACACAACUUCAGCCGAUUCUCCUUUCUCUGUCUUGCGUACUAUUUCAGUUAGGGGCUGAGGGAGGACCCUGACUGCAAGCUUUGUGGGCAGCGGGGUUCACUGGCACACAUACUGUCAGGAUGCAAAACAGUUUUAACACAAUGUUGGGUAUAGGUGGCACCACUCUUUUUGCAGUUGUCAUCCAGUCUUUCCUGGUUGUCAGGCAUCUUUACCUCUUGCCCGCUGGGGUCUGUGAGGAGGUAGCAUGGGGUUGGAGGUACGAGGUGGGGGGGGUGAGGAAAUCUUUGAUGAUGGGUGUUGUUUUCUUGAGUCAGCAUCCCUUAUAGAUAGUACUAUUGUUGGUUUCAUUAUUGAGGGAGAGUGCAGAGCACACCAGGACACCAGCAUGAAGAAUACUCAACUGAACUGUAUUGAUAAACCUGGACAAUAAAUAUUUUGCUUCAUGUUUAUUGUUAGAUGUAUCUUAUGGAUUUUGGGCUGGUGAUCAUGACAAUCACUAUGAAAUUUCCCUACAUGCACCAUUUUAAAAAAACAAUGAUAUUUGUUAUUUCAAUUCAUAAUCCAAGUCAGAAUAACUGAUGCCAAGGUUGAAGAAGGCAUUUUUGUUGGGUCAUCAAUGACAGGCAAUUCAAAUAACUUCUAGUGGGACAGGAGAAAAUCACAUGGAAGGCAUUCAAGGAUGUUGUGAAAUUUUCUUGCCAGCUACAGAGCACCAAACUACAUGCAGCUGGUUGACAACAUGCUUCAAACGUACAAAACCAUGAAGUGCAACAUGUCACUUCUUAGCCAUCCGUUAGUCUUGCGAGACCAUGGAUCUGCGCCUGGAAAGUCUUCACUCUCCAGGGCACAUGCCUGGGCAAGGUUGUAUGGAAGACCAGCAGUUGCCCAUGCUGCAAGUCUCCCCUCUUCAGGACACCGAUGUUGUCCAAGGGAAGGGCAUUAGGAUCCAUACAGCUUGGCACCGGUGUCGUCGCAGAGCAAUGUGUGAUUAAGUGCCUUGCUCAAAGACACAACACGCUGUCUUGGCUGGGGCUCGAACUCACGACCUUCGAAUGCCUUAACCACUUGGCCAUGUGUCCACACAACAUGUCACUAUAGCUUCAUUUUCUGCAUUCCCAUUUCGACUUCUUCCCUGCAAAUCUUGGUGUGGUCAGUGACGAGCAUGGAGAAAAGUUUCACCAGGACAUUGCGAUCAGGGAGAAACGGUAUCAGGGCAACUGGAAUCCAUCAAUGCUGGCUGAUUAUUGUUGGGCACUUCAGCAAGAAGCCUCAGACACUGAG
Mobula hypostoma (lesser devil ray) is the source of this 3554-nucleotide messenger RNA. RefSeq names its product mediator of RNA polymerase II transcription, subunit 18 homolog (yeast) (gene med18). Gene Ontology annotation, biological process: termination of RNA polymerase II transcription; regulation of transcription by RNA polymerase II. Lineage: Eukaryota; Metazoa; Chordata; Chondrichthyes; Myliobatiformes; Myliobatidae. The record is from RefSeq and is a predicted model, not a curated record. The transcript has 3 exons. Gene Ontology annotation, cellular component: mediator complex; core mediator complex. Gene Ontology annotation, molecular function: transcription coregulator activity. The coding region runs from base 82 to 714 and encodes 210 amino acids.